AGGAGGUACCCUGACAGGCCCAACCAGACCGCGGAAGGAGCGAGAAAGGCAAGUCGGGUCUGCACGCCUCUUCCGCCCAGGGCCCGGAAGGGUGAUGUGGCUGGGGUUUCGCCGGCCUCACUAUGUCUGCCAUUUUCAAUUUUCAGAGUCUGUUGACUGUAAUCUUGCUGCUUAUAUGUACCUGUGCUUAUAUCCGAUCCUUGGCACCCAGCCUCCUGGACAGGAAUAAAACUGGGUUGUUGGGUAUAUUUUGGAAGUGUGCCAGAAUUGGUGAACGGAAGAGUCCUUAUGUUGCGGUAUGCUGUAUUGUGAUGGCCUUCAGCAUCCUCUUCAUACAGUAGCUUGGAAAAAUGCCAGAAUUCAGUUGCAAUCAGAUUUAAAUAUGAAAAAAAGGACUUAUCUGCAGAAAAUAAUGGAAAGAAUGGUUAACCCUUUUAUCUUUGAACAUUGAAUGAGAUAAAUUUUCAGCUGCUGUUCUCUAUUUUUGUUAUUGGACCAAUGUUCUAUAUAAAUAAUUAGGAUGUAACCAUUUAAUACUCAGAGCUUAAAUAUGUCUGUAACAUCAACCUCAGUACUGUCACUACAAUAUUACAUUCUGCAUAUGUCAUUCUAUUAUGUCAGAUACCAGUUUUUAGUGAGGUAUCUUUAAGGCACAUAGGAGAAAACAAAAUUGGUAAAUUACUUAAGUUCCUUUCACCGUGAUUUGGAAACGAUAAAUCUUUAUAGAAUGAGACUUUUUGGACUAGCUUUUUUAUUGGGAAAAAAAAAAAGGUUCAAUUCGUGUUGGUAAGGACUGCAUUCAUAUUUAAUAAUGCUUGCUUUUCCUCUGGCCACAUCAUUUUGAGCAUUAACCAGAGUACCUCUACUGUUAGCAAACUGUAGUUUAUUACAGGUAUUUAAACUAUUUAAAACAAGCCUAUGCAGUUCUUAAGGAGGAAGAUAAAUGAGAAGUGACUUAAGAGUGCUAUUGAGAGAAUGUUCCUAUUUAACAUAAAAGAAUUCAGAAUACCUGACUGGUGUUAUCGUCUCUGAAACCUCUGGUUAAGUAUGGAUAAAUGUCUUAAGCAUAAAUUUGACCAGCUAACUGUUGUUUUUGGAAUAAGGCUACAUGCUUAGAGUAAAAAAGAGCUAAAUGGAAUGAUAAUCUUACACACGUUUUUCAUUCUUUUUAGUGUUAGGUCUCUACAUUUUAAUUACCCCAAAAUGCAAACUGUGUUUUUGUUUUUUAAUACAGCACUUUAAAUCUAGUUUAUGUUUUGCCUAUAAACUUGAACUGGAAUCUUGUAUAACUUACUACAUGAUGAUAAACAGUUUUCACAUCUACUUACCAUAUGCCAUGGCAUAAAUGUCUUUGAGCUUUGAUGAUAAAGGAGGACCUUCAGUAAUUUUCAUUGAGGCAAGAGGAACAUUGGAAAUGUGACAUAAAUUUUGUAGUAGAGCAGUUAUUACACAUUUAUGGUUAACAUUUCAAAAUUCAGUUAAAGUUUCAAAGCGAAGGAAAACUUCUUAACUAAAAAUUGCCCAUUAUACAUAGUAUUAAUUUGAUAUUGUCGGCUGUUAAUUCCCCAUAAAGAUAAAAAGAAUAAACUUUUUUUUUAAGAAAAAAAAUUGUUUAGAAUUAUUUUUAAAUGAGCCUGCCAGUAGCUGUUUCUGCAGAAACAAAGUAUGGAACUGAAAGUUACCUAUUUUUAGGACCACUUUAAAGUACUUAGAAUUCUAGGAAACGUAAGAAAAUCUUGUUACACAUUGCCUGCUUUUUUUUUGCAAAAGAUAAAAGCUGCUGUUUGGCUGUCAGUAUAUUUGUUUAUUGUACGUUUCUGGCUUAUCUAUAGCUGGUUUAAAAUGGUAUAUUUUGCCUUAAACAGGUUAAUCAGGUUAUAAUUGUUCCUACUCUGCACUGUCUCUUGGGCUUUGCAUUAGGUCAAGGAUUUUCAGGGUAUCCCCAAAAUAGGACUCUUAUCAGAAUAUACAUGCAGAGUAAGUCACCUUUCUGGGUCUAGUUUCUUGAAUGGCCAUCUGUUGUCCAACUCUGCUGCCAACUAGACUUUCCAAAAGCUAUAUCAACUCAUUUUUUAUAUACUAACACAAAUCUAAUAUGAAAAAGGGAGGACUAUUCUAGAUAAUCAGUUCUAGGACAUUUCUUUUAAGUUGGCAUUUCAGAGGAGGUAGGUGGAAAGUAGAGGAAGAAAUAAUUUUUUGGAAAAUUUGUGGCAACAUAUAAACAUUUUACUGUGUGUAGAUGCUGAACAGAAUAGGAAGCAGCUUAUUUCUUAUUUCACGAACCCAUGUCCCCUGCAUCGGCAGGCGGACUCUCAACCACUGCACCACCAGGGAAGCCCAAUGAGCAUUUUCUUUAAUGUAUUUUUUUUUUUCAAAGAA
Globicephala melas (long-finned pilot whale) is the source of this 2379-nucleotide messenger RNA. RefSeq names its product transmembrane protein 167A (gene TMEM167A). Gene Ontology annotation, biological process: protein secretion; intracellular transport. The record is from RefSeq and is a predicted model, not a curated record. Lineage: Eukaryota; Metazoa; Chordata; Mammalia; Artiodactyla; Delphinidae.